Sturnus vulgaris (Common starling) is the source of this 2061-nucleotide messenger RNA. The record is from RefSeq and is a predicted model, not a curated record. Lineage: Eukaryota; Metazoa; Chordata; Aves; Passeriformes; Sturnidae.
AUGGCUCAGGGGCUCCAGCUCCACGUGGUGUCACUGCAGACGCCCCCGGGACCCCCCGAGAUCCUGCAGGAGCUGCUGCCACUGGCACUGGAGCUGGCCCUGGUCAGGGAGCGGGGCCCUGCCCUCACGUACGAGCCGAUCCCGACGCGCCUUUUCCUCGAGGGCCGCGCCGAUGGCGCCCGCGGCGUGGGGCGCCCCCUGCUGGAGCUGGAACGCGCCCUGCGGGACCCCCAAACCCCCCGGGGGCGCCGGCGGGCGCUGCUGGAGGCCGCGCUGGCGCAGGCGCGGGCGCGGCGCAGGGCGGCCAUGACGGGGGCGGGGCUGGAGCGGCACCUGCAGGCGCUGGCGGCCGUGGCCAAUCAGAUGCAGCUCCGCCCACCCUUCCUGACAGAGCCCCACCAGGACGGGUACGGGGUAUCCUUCACGGGGGGAGGGGACAGCGACCCCGUCCUCGUCCACAUCUCCUGCAGGGAGGGGUCCCCAAAAACGGUCACUGGGGAGACACCGGAACCGCCCGACCGCUACACGCUGUCACGUGACCGGAAGUUACUCGCCAUCAGCCGGAAGUGGGCGGAGCACCCGCCGGAAUUUCUGUCUCCCCUCACGGCCAAGAUGGCGACGCGGCGCGGCUCCUCCAAACGCCGUGCCCCUAAUCGCCUCAGAGCCUCGAAUCGCGACCGGCCCCGGGCCCGCAAUCGCGACAGAGCGGAUGCGGAGCCCCCGGGCCGCGUGUACCUGCCCGGGGCGGGGCCGCCGCUGGGCCCUGACGAGGAGCUAGUGAUGGAUGAGGAGGCCUACGUGAUGUAUCACCGCGCCGGCACCGGGUCGCCGUGCCUGAGCUUUGACGUGGUGCGGGACGGGCUGGGGGAGGGCCGGGAGGAGCCGCCGCUCUCGGUGCUGCUCUGUGCGGGCACGCAGGCCGAGACCCCCGGAGCCAACCGGGUGCUGCUGCUGCAGAUGCAGAACCUGCACGGGCUGAGGAGGGGAAAGGGCAGUGCCAGGGACAGUGACAGUGACAGCGACAGUGACAGUGACAGUGACGAGGAGGGGGAGGACCGGGAGCCGCAGCUCCUGCUCGUCAUGGCCCCCCACUAUGGGGGGAUCAACAGGCUGCGGGUGACGUCCCUCGGGGGGUCCCCGGUGGCCGCCGUGUGGUCGGAGCGGGGCCAGGUGGAGGUGCUGGCUUUGGGGAGGGCCCUGGGGGUCCUGGGGGGGCAAUUUGGGGAGGGGGAUUUGGGAAGGGGGCCCAAAACCGUCCAGCAAGGAGCGCUGCCCGAGCUCGCCACCUUCAGCGGCCACUUGGACGAGGGCUUCGGGCUGGACUGGAGCCCCCAGACCCCAGGCCGGCUGCUCUCCGGGGACGUGCGGGGCCGCAUCCAUCGCUGGGAGCCGCGCGAGGGCGGCUGGGCCGUGGACCAGCGGCCACUGCUGGGCCACGGGGCCAGCGUGGAGGACCUGCAGUGGUCACCCAGCGAGGCCUCGGUGUUCAUCUCCUGCUCCUCUGACGCCUCCAUCCGGGUGUGGGACAUCCGUGCCCCUCCCCCCCGGGCCUGCCAGGUGUCGCUGUCCCGGGCCCACGACGGUGACGUCAACGUCAUCACCUGGAGCCGGCGCGACGCGGCCGCGCUGCUCAGCGGGGGGGACGACGGCGAGCUGCGCCUCUGGGACCUGAGGAACGUGCGGACCAGCUCCUCGUGCGUGGCCACCUUCAAGCAGCACCGCGGGCCCAUCACGUCCGUGCAGUGGCACCCGAGCGAGAGCGGCGUCCUGGCGGCCGCGGGCGAGGACGACCUGGUCACCCAGUGGGACCUGGGGGUGGAGAGGGACCCCGAGGGGGGGGAGGGCUCCGGGGAGGGGGAGGGGCUGUCGGGGCUGCCCCCCCAGCUGCUGUUCCUGCACCAGGGAGAGAGGGAGGUGAAGGAGCUGCACUGGCACCCGCAGUGCCCGGGGCUGCUGCUGUGCACGGGCCGGGAGGGAAUCGCGGCCUUCAGAACCAUCAGUGUGUGAAAACUGCCGGAAUUGGGGUGAAAACACCUGGAAUUGGGGUGAAAACAGUCGGAU